AUGCCCCACCAAAUUUCCCGGGAAGUUCAACCACGCCCUUCCCAAUUAAUCUUUACAGCGAAAAAAUCAGCUAAAAUUAUUUUUCCCUCUCCUUUCUCUAGAACCAAACGCACAUUUCAACGGAGUUCAAUCAAUUCAUUUUCUCUAGCUCUUUCCCACCGUUUCUCGCCAACCAAACGAAGCGUCGCCAAACUCAUUCCUCUCAUCCUUCCAUUUUCUUCUAGUACAACUAAGAACCUUUCUUACAUCACAAACAAGGUGUUAAAGUUGACUCUAGAGCAUACUAUGCUCCUCAAGACAUAUAACAGAAUCCCCCAGAGAACUGACAACUAUACAGGUUUAAAGAGCAAGGGAUGAAGAUGAAGUUUAGGUUCAAUCCUGUCUCAUCUUAUCUCAUCUUAUCUUGGAUUUGUUUGGUUGAUUUGCUCGAUAUUCUGUUGAAAAUCUUGUCAGAAAACAUAUAUUUUUGGAUUUAGUGACAUUUUGGAUGACUUUAAGAAUAAGAUUAUAUUACACUGUUUAAGAUUUAUUGCAGAAUCACAUAGAGCAGUGCAAACUAUGAAGUCAUUGUCUGAUCUUAAUAAAGUUACAGGUUUGUCUGAUUUUCAUGCCA
This is a messenger RNA of Camellia sinensis, 613 nucleotides long. Lineage: Eukaryota; Viridiplantae; Streptophyta; Magnoliopsida; Ericales; Theaceae. The record is from RefSeq and is a predicted model, not a curated record.